AAAAAAUCACAGUAUAUUGAUCUCCUUCGCACCGUGGCUGCUCUGGGAAUCAGUGUCCUUCCUGUCCCUCAUAGCGAAUCUCUGAACUUGUCCUAUCAGUACCGUUCGCUCGCUGGCUGUCUAUCGAACCAACAUAUAACCUCCCUCUCUCAUCACCGACAAAAAGAGGGCCAUAGCCAUCUUGAGAGAGGGAGGGGCCGGCCAUGUCCCGGUUCGCGACGGCAAGCAAAAGAAGGAGAUUCGGAGCUUAUGUCGCAGCACUCUGCGUCAAGCCAUGUGUCCGGCGAUCCUACCCUGGAACAGAAUCGCACUGUAGAUGAUGGGCCAGAGUCAUCGCUUCGCGAGCAUCACGGCCAGGAUACCCAGGAGACAGUCCCUACACAGGCGGUUGCAUGGAAUCGAUUGUCUCCAAUCGAACAGAGCCCAGUGCCGACCCAGCCACGUUCCAUUGGAGUACAUGCGAUCCUCAACCCUCCAGAAAGCACAGGCUUGAGCGCACCUGCUCAACGAGAUAGUCGGGAUCCUCUCGAUGUACCGGCAUCGACAUCGCCUCGUCUGAGAGGAUCUUCGUCACCAGCACCCCGGCCUGCUCGUCCAAGUAGUCGGUUUCUUCAAACUGACCGUCCAUCGCUCUCACCUGGUGUCAUUCCGCGACGGAUUAUUACACCGGUUUCGCCUGCAGCGCGCUCAUCGAGUCUAUCUGGGAGAUCUCAUCUUCUGACUGGAAAGAUCAGUGUUUCGGAGUCCCCCUUUGUCCAAGAGCCAUCAACCGGGCUUUAUGGCAUCGCUACUGGCGGUCCACUGUCUGUCGAAACUAGCAAUCAUCCAAAUGCAGCGCUACAGGGGCGACAUGUACAAGGUCCGGCGUCUAUGCAUUCAACGCCAGUUUUCCACGGCAGGCGGCCCAGUGGUGGCCCUGCUACGAACCCCAGCUCUCAGGAUACAAGUCCCAGCACGCCACACUCGACGUACAGUCAAUUUGGCCAGUCGCCUCCAAUGGCCACUACUGGGAUCCUGCAGCCUCCAACCGUGCCUUCUUUUAAGGCUCCUCCCUUUGUGGCUAUGGAUUCCUUAGGUCGCGCACCCAGCGUGCCUAGUGGUUCAAGAUAUGGCGAAGAGGCUUCGGUUCCGGGUACACCUCAUGAGGGAUAUUCUGCGAUACCUGGCAUGAUACCGGUUAUUGUCGAUUACAAAUCUGGUUCGAGGAGCCAAGCUGAGAAGCGGAAGGCAAAUAGUGACGCAUCCAGGAGAUUUAGGAACCGAAAAAAGAACGAGCUUGCGCUGGAGCAGAGGAUCAGUUCCCAGGCCGAACAGAUGCGGAUGUUGACAGAGGAGAGAGAUUACUACCGGGCAGAGCGAGAUUUCUACCGGGAAACACUCAGUCAGACGAUAGGGCUAGGACAGCUGCCACCUCGGCCCCCGUCGCCCCGUCACUUUCGAGCAUCCUUGAAUCAACCCGGCGUCCAUAGCAGCGAGUCAGUAUGGCGUGGUUCGGAAAGCUCGCCAGGGAGUACGGUUGACCCGCCGGGAAGGACCGGACAACCGAUCACGGCAGGAUAUCCCAACCCUCCUCACUUGGCGCCUCUACCUCCGGUUUCUCAGGCUGGCUGGUCUGGCGACCGGCUACCCUAUCCUGCACCAAGCGCGGAGACCAGGCAAGGUGAAGGGCUGGAUGAUCGACAAGGACAAGCGCCGCAGCCAUAUGCUAGCGGGUGGAGGAUGGGUUCUCCAAGCGCAAAUCUGGCAGGCAGACAACAUCCGCCAUCAGAGCACAUGACAGGACGUUCGUACCAGGAUCCUCACGGCAGACGGGGUACUUUUGAUGGGAACUGGAAUACGCGCCAAUGAGCUCCUGGGUGUAACAUUGCUCUCUUUCCCGAUCCAAUCCCUUUAUCUUUUCCAUAUAGCGCCUUGGCUGUUCAAUUUCUCUUCAUCCAUGUGUGUUCUGAAUUGAUUUCAUCGUCUUUCUCAUCUCCCUUGGCGCGACUGGUUCGGAAAGAGGGUGCCCGCCUCAGGCGUCGA
Paecilomyces variotii is the source of this 2022-nucleotide messenger RNA. RefSeq lists its product as hypothetical. Lineage: Eukaryota; Fungi; Ascomycota; Eurotiomycetes; Eurotiales; Thermoascaceae. The transcript has a single exon. Gene Ontology annotation, molecular function: DNA-binding transcription factor activity. The record is from RefSeq and is a predicted model, not a curated record. Gene Ontology annotation, biological process: regulation of DNA-templated transcription. The coding region runs from base 250 to 1848 and encodes 532 amino acids.